AUGGAACAAUACGACGUCGCCGUAGUUGGUCUCGGUGCCCUUGGCAGCGCCGCAGCUUAUCAAGCUUCCAUCAAAGGCGCCAAAGUUGUUGGCUUCGAGCAAUUCGAACUGGGCCACGUUCGCGGCGCUUCGCACGAUACUUCACGUAUUGUCAGAACCUCAUAUGGGGCUCCUGAGUUCGUCGCCCUCGCUCGGUCAGCUUAUAAAGACUGGGCGGAGCUGGAGAGGCGGUCGGGAAUGAAGAUGCUGACUAUCACGGGAGGUGUCGUCUUUCUCCCACAGAAGGGGCCAACGCCAUCGAGUGACUUUACUACUAGUCUCGAUGCCAACGGCGUCCUCUAUGAGGUUCUCACGCCCGAGGAGACCAACAAAAGAUGGCCUGGGUUCAAUGUUCCUCAGGGCGUUGAUACCGUCUUCACCCCUGAUUCGGGCAUUGUUCACGCCGCAAAGGCCGUCAUGACGCUCCAGUUCCAGGCUCGCUUCAACGGCGCCGUCCUCAAGGAGAACACACGCGUCGAGGCUGUGACGCCCCAACCCAGCGGCGGCGUAACGAUUGAGACUUCUCAAGGUGUCUAUCACGCUCGCAAGGUCAUCAUUGCUGCUGAUGCAUGGACGAACAAGCUCCUCAAGCCACUCGGCGUUGAGCUCCCCAUCACCGUCAUGCAGGAGCAGGUAACCUACUUCAAGCCCUCUCGCGAGCACGAAGCACAGUUUGCAAACGACAAGUUCCCCGUUUGGAUCUGGGGAGGUGAGAAGUGGUUCUAUGGCUUUCCUCUCUACGGCGAACCCGCGCUCAAGGCUGGUCAAGACGCUGGAAGAAACGACAUGAAUCCUGAAGAGCGUACAUGGCGGCCCUCGGAGAGAUUGAGCAACGAGCUCAACGGAUUUCUGGAUAGGCUUAUUCCCAAGCGAGGCGAUGAGUUGAGAACCGUCACCUGCCAAUACACAAUCACGCCUGAUCGACAGUUUAUCAUCAGCGAGUUAGAGAAGCACAAGGAUGUUAUUCUCGCUCUCGGUAACGCACAUGCCUUCAAGUUUGCUCCCGCUAUCGGUCGAGUUACUGCUGAGCUUGCAUUGGAUGGGAAGACGACUGAUGAUAUCUCAAAGUUUGGGUUUCCCAAGGCAACACCCAGCAAACUGUAGUCCUUGAUGGGGCGGAUAUAACCAAGG
This is a messenger RNA of Fusarium odoratissimum NRRL 54006, 1170 nucleotides long. RefSeq names its product sarcosine oxidase. The transcript has a single exon. Bases 1 to 1143 code for a protein of 380 amino acids. NCBI's taxonomy places the organism in Eukaryota, Fungi, Ascomycota, Sordariomycetes, Hypocreales, Nectriaceae. Gene Ontology annotation, molecular function: flavin adenine dinucleotide binding; sarcosine oxidase activity. The record is from RefSeq and is a predicted model, not a curated record.